Molecule: messenger RNA, 4665 nt
Organism: Amoebophrya sp. A25
Lineage: Eukaryota; Dinophyceae; Syndiniales; Amoebophryaceae
Source: the annotation of a GenBank genome assembly
GAUGUAAGAAGGUUGUUCUUCUGUGUUGAAAUCAUCUGGAUAAGUGAGCCUUGGAGCAUGAUGAGUAUGAGAGCAUCUCCUUUUCUCGAGUGAGUCUAGGAGGUUGCCGUGAAGUGAUGCUCUUUCUGGUCGCUUGAUCAAUUUCGCAGGACCCCAAUGACCCACAGAUGAUAAGUAAGAACGUCGCUUAUCUUUUCCCGCUUAUCUUUUCCCCCAUAAUCAAUCUUCAGGUCACAUCUUCUGUACUUAGGAGGAUCUGUACUUAUGAGCUAGAUUCUUGUUAGACCAUAUUCCCUUUGUUCACCAGUUGGGGUCUUUUCCGCUUGCAAUUUUCGACGUUGUACCGUUACCUUUGCUUGGAUUUUUGGGACUACUAAAUAAGAAUAACCACAAAAUGUCUACGUCAAACAUGAUCAAGGCGCCCAUCCGCAGUGGGCACACUGCUGUGGGGGACCGUAAUCUGAGCAUGAUGGAGGGCUUGUAUAAAAAGCUAUUGCGCAAUCUCUUCGGCGACUUCGUUGGGCAUUCUCUUCUCAAGCGCAAGUUCCUGCAGCAAACUCUUGGUAAUCCUUUGUGCAUGUUACAAGGCAAAAAACGGAAGAAACGAGGCGCGGCAAAAGGCGGAGAUUCGCCAAGAGGAGGGGAUGGAGGGGGCGGCGAAUCGGCAAGAGGAGGAGGUGAUCAGGGAUCUUCGGGAGGAGGUGAAAACGCGGCACUUGGUGGAGGGGAUAACGAAGAUGAGUCGCCUCUAGACGUCAUCGCGGAAGCUGAUGUAGCCUGGGCUAACGACGCUCUGGACUUGAUGCGGAGUGACAGUUCUCGUAAAAACAUUCUCAGUCGCAAGCUAUCCUAUGGAGGAGGCUGGUGGACAGCAUCUGGCAAGUGGAAAGUGGUGGACAGCAUACGAUCACAAAGACUGCGGGAAGAGGAAAAAAGAAAACGGGAACUCGAAAUGGAAAGAAAGGAGGCUGAGGAACGGUGGAGCGCAGAACAACAAAGAAAACAUAAGUCCAGUCUCACGUCGGCUAAAGAUGAGGACGACGGAGAUGAUGACGACGGAGAUGGGGGAGAUCAUGGAGGCACUACGUCAACUGGAGUUGUUGGCAAUAUGAUGGGAGGACCAGGUGGAGGACACUCUACAUCUACAGCAGGGGGUCCGCAUUCCGAAAUUGCUCCCUUCGCAACUCCAGCUGAGCUGCUGGUCUUAGAGUUAGGCUCGCUCACUGGUUAUGGGCUAUACGGGGAUGGAAAGCCACAUCCUGCGUCUGCUAGUGUUCUAUCACUAUCCCUACUAGAAGAUUUCACGCGUUUGGAGCCGUUUGACCUAAACACACCAGAAUGUCUGCCGUUUCCGAACCGAUAUCGCGGAGUCUCCUUGGCAGCUCGCCAAUUGAGGUCGAUUGUUAUGGCUUCGUGAUUUUCUCUCUCUUCAACGAAUCCAUGACCAAUGUAAAUCUAGUUCUUGGCAUACGUAAAUGCUUAUAAGUAUCCAAAUUCUGCUCUUGAAAGACCAGGAACUACCUGAACGUACAAGUAGAAGAAGAGCGAAAUGAAGAAGAGACUCGGGAAGUAGAUACGAAGUAGAAUUAUAUCAUAAUUAAUACGUAGAUGAAAUAUUAUUUAGAGAGAUGAAAUUCCUAUGAUCGUCCGCGACCUCCUCAGAAAAAACUACUGUCAUUUUUUCUGUACUAUUGAAGCCUCUAAUCUGCAAGCCUACGAGUCUCGAUGGCAUAAGUUGGAGCAACUCCACACCCUCAACGACCUUAAUUGGCUCUCUGAUCAAUUUGUAUUCCUCCACCUGAGUCGCGAAUACAAGGAACUAGGCCUGUGUCUCGCCAUCGAUCCUGCCACGGCAAGAGCCAGAGCGAAUGGAGGAGCGAAUUCAGGUAGCACGACACCACGAGGAGAACAGAAUGCUGCGACGUCAGGCGGUAACUCUGGAGGCAUCAAUGGGGGAGAAAACCAAGGUGCAGCCGGGGAAAAUCUUCUGCAAAUUAUGGCUGUCACGGACGAGGUGGGUGGAACCGCCUCAACAGGGGUGAACCCCCAUGGGACCACGCCUUUGCAAGGCCUUUCUGGACUAGUGCCUAAUCCCAGCAACGGGGUAGGUUAUGAACAAACGGACACGCUUGUGGAUGAGGUCAAAAUUUAGGGAAAAUUUUUAGGGGAUAUUAUUAUGGUUCCCUGUAAUUUUCCCUAAUUUUCCCUAUGUGGGAGGUUUAAGCGUGUCCGUUUGUUUCUAAGUAGGCUCUCCACCAGCAGCAGUUAUGGUGAACCCCGACGCGGACUUUGAGAUGGAUUCCGAUGCUUUUCCUGCUGGCGAAUUUGGUUGGAUCAGUUUGCAGGAACUGCAAGCCAUUUGUGGCGCGUUUCUGGAGUUGAGGUUUCCUACCAGAGACCUAAUCGCCGAACGAAACCAAUUGACGCAGGCUAUGUUCUUAAAGGCUUUGGAGAUCGCGUUUUCCCGGACGCCUUUGGUGCAAGUGAGAACGACGCCAUUAGAAGUGAGUUUUGACACCGCGUGUGUGGUAAUGGAGAUAGCGAGGAUUUUGUGGCUCAGGUUUCAAAAAACAGGUGGUUGGAGUGCCAGAGAAGUGACGGUUCUGGAAACGAUUUUUCCGUAUGAUGAGGUACUCAACAGUUGGAGACAAGAACUGAAGUCUUCUUACACUAAUCUUACACUAAUAGUCUUCUUACACUAAUCUUCUUUCUUUAGCAAUUAUACUGAUUGUACUCUUUAGCAAUUAUAUACUGAUUAUAUUUGCACUUGUGGACGAGGUGUAAAAAAUUCUAUAUGUUGGAUACCUCGACAAUAUUAGGUUUAUCCCGUGCAACAAUAUAUAGAUACAUCUUCUUCUUUCCUCGUCAUGAAGGUGAAGAUGCAAUAGCAAUUCUACAAACUACUACGACAUCCUGCUUGUUCUAGUACUACAAACAAUAACUGAAACUCCGCGCAACGAAACUCCAGGUCGUCUCCAGCAAAGUCUUUGGGAUUUUAGAGCGUGGUGGCCUUCCUAUGGAAGCAGGUGAGGAACAAAUUGGCUUCAUCAACUUACUCCGAGAGUCCGAUCUCAACUUAAGGCUCGAUACUUAAUUCAUUUCCAAGGGUUAUCUCAUCCAGUGCUCAACAUUUUCUUCGGCUUCAUCCCUCCUCUUUUUAGGAGAGUUUUAUCGAAGAAAUGUCUUCAGCCUGAAGAAAUGUAAAAAUGAAUCGUCUUGAGCUCAUCUAAUCAACCACGAUGGCAUCACAAGCUUCUCAGAGUUCUGUUUUCUGCUGAAACGCUUUGACGAUACGCUGAGAAUGCAAGAAUCAGCUAGGUUUGCGGAAGCGGGAUACCUCGACUUGCUACCUGGGACCUUUACGGAUGAACUGUUUUACGUUCUGAGAAAAUAUUUGGGGAAGGAGAAGACAGGUGGAAGUGGUGGUGAUGGAUCUGGCCUUGGAUCCUCGGAUCAGAUGGAAUUGUUCACGUUCACUGACUUUCGAGACUUGUUCGGAAAAAUGGGAAUCGAUCAGAUGACGCGUGAAAGACUGCGGCAAAUCGACCGUCUAGCCACUGAGCUGGAGAUCGACGUGCGCGCGAUGGAUGAGCACACUCUGGUAGCACUGCUGGGAGCGGCGUUUCAAACGUACUUACACUGUUGAUUGGCUUCAUGCUAGGUAGAAGUAGUCACUGUAAUUAAUAUCCAAGUUUUUAAUAGAGAUGUUCUCUACCGCCCUAAGACACAUCUUUGCUGUGAUCAUUGUAAUUCCAACCUGAUGUAGUUGAUCAUCAUGAAAAUACAGGACUCUUCCAAAAUUAACAGGAAUUGUGGCGACAUGGCAACUUUAGUUCGCCAGUGGGCGUUUGAGAAGCACCGCAAGCGUUUAGGCCGUAACGCACCACGCGCCGACACCUUAACCAAACCCAAAGCCCGUGUGUCCGGGAUGGAAAUUCUCGAUAACGUUCUUUCCCAGGACUUCACCACUGAUUGGUGGGCCACUGUUGCAGUUCGGACCCAGAAACUCUCUGUCCUCGAACAUGAGAUGCCGCGUUUUUUGAACAGCAAAGUUCAUGGUAGUAGUACGCUCUCGUCUGGACCGAAACGUAACUCGUCCGCAUCUAAUACCGAAACCCUGUUAGCUCAAAGUGGUUUCGCAAUGCGCAUGUCGUCGGAUCCGUUAUGAAGGAUCGUUCAUAAUGCGGAUAUGCAGUGGUUAAGCCAUUCUUAGAAUUAUACGGGGUGUUUUUUAGCGUAGGAAGAUCGAUCAUGAUGUGAACACGGAAAUAUCUUCGUAGUGAAAAACAUACACAGUGAGUAGUCACGCUGUAGCACUAGUUGUAAGGACAUUUUUCAAUCACAGCAACGAACAUGAUUCCUUUUAAGAUUUAGAUUUUCCAUGAAUACUAACAACUACACAACAUGUAGAACUACACGAAGAUGAAAUCUAGAAGUAAUCAAAUCGGUUUUCCAAUCAUACUGGUGACCUAGUAUAAAUGAAUCCUCGAUUGUAUCCAUUUGAUUGAAAUGAACUCUACUAUCGAAUUUGCGCACUUGAUGAGUCGCAUGAUCGUUCUUCGUACAGAUUCUUACGACGAAGUCAAAGAUUUGUGAGAACAUGAUGUACCACAACAAUCACUAGUGAAAUUGAGAAUGCGGAAGCUUUGUCUCAAGAAAAGACAU